UGUUAAUUGAAUGCGUUAAUCAGGUCGGAAGCCCUUACACUCGGUUCGGUCUUUCGGUUGCUGCCUGCCUGCUGAUCCACUCACAUUCCGCCUUGCUGCUGGCACGCUCGCCACACUCUUAUCAGCGGUUUUCGCGCGUGUUUUCCGAGUCGAGUGUGGCUGAGUGAGAUUUCUGUCGCCUGCCCCCGAUCCUUUCCCAGACUAGGCAGUGUGCGCCCACCGAAGCGUUGCAGGAGCGACAUGGACAACACCUCCACGUCGGACAUUGUCAUCAUCAAUGGCAACUCGCACCCGGAUCUCGCCAACAUGGUCGCCGAUCGCAUGGGUCUGAAGAACGGCGGCUGUUCCGUCUUCCACAAGUCCAAUCGAGAGACGAUUGUCGAGAUCAGUGACUCGGUGCGGGGCAAGGACAUCUACAUCAUCCAGACGGGCACCAAGGACGCGAACAACAACAUUAUGGAGCUGCUAAUCAUGGCCUACGCGUGCAAGACCUCGUCGGCCCGCUCCAUUGUGGGCGUGAUCCCGUACUUGCCGUACUCGAAGCAGUGCAAGAUGCGCAAGCGUGGCUGCAUCGUCUCGAAGCUGCUGGCCAAGAUGAUGUGCACCUCGGGCCUCACGCACAUCAUCACGAUGGACCUGCACCAGAAGGAGAUCCAGGGCUUCUUCGAUAUACCCGUGGACAACCUGCGGGCCUCGCCCUUCCUUCUGCAGUACAUCCAGGAGAGCAUACCCGAAUAUCGCAAUUCCGUGAUUGUGGCCCGCAAUCCAGGCGUAGCCAAGAAGGCCAACUCCUAUGCGGAGCGGCUGCGUUUGGGCCUGGCCGUCAUCCAUGGCGAGCAAAAGGAGGCAGAAAGCGACGAGGUCGAUGGCCGCUACUCGCCUCCGCCGACCAGAAACUCUACUCCACAACACGCACCCAUCAGCAGCAGCAGCCGACAGCGCACCACCUCGGUGUCGGUGGGCGUGCCGGAGCAUCCGGUGAAGGUCAAGCCGCCACUCACGAUCGUGGGCGAUGUAAAUGGACGCAUAGCCAUCAUGGUUGAUGAUCUGAUUGAUGAUGUCCAGUCAUUUGUGGCCGCCGCCGAGAUGCUGAAGGAGAACGGAGCCUGCAAGAUCUACGUGCUGGCCACGCACGGUCUGCUCAGCUCAGAUGCGCCCCGUCUGCUAGAUGAGUCCUGCAUUGAUGAGAUCGUUGUCACCAAUACCAUUCCACACGAGAUACAGAAACUGCAGUGCCACAAGAUCAAGACGAUCGACAUCUCCAUACUGAUCGCCGAGGCCAUACGCCGCAUCCACAACAAGGAGUCCAUGUCGUAUCUCUUCCGCAACGUUACCCUGGAGGACUAAGGAUCCCCUGCGAACACUACACACUCAUCCCAUGUAUCCCAUAUACUCACCCACACUUUUUAGUUCAUUCUGUUGAGGUCCCAAAAAAUUUUCAUCCCCGGAUCCUUCGGGGUGCUAUGUUCUUCUUUAUAUUGCUUGUUUUUUCGCUUUAGAAACCAUUGCAAGGCGCCCAGCGCUCGCUCGUUUGCUCAAAUAAACAAAUAAUCCAGUCCAAUAACACUUGUACACCGGCUAUCAAGGCAUACUUUCAGGCAUUACCUUACGCCCAACAACACCCACUCCACUAUACUACACUACAAAGCAAGACUUUCACUCCACUCGUUUCGUGCUUCUCCAGGGCACCCUCACCAGCUCUCUCUUGUAGUCUUAAGCUCUAGCCCACAGUAGUUUGUCGAAAUAAAAUCUGAUUGUACUCAAA
Molecule: messenger RNA, 1765 nt
Organism: Drosophila persimilis
Lineage: Eukaryota; Metazoa; Arthropoda; Insecta; Diptera; Drosophilidae
Product: phosphoribosyl pyrophosphate synthase-associated protein 2
Exons: 7
Coding region: 241-1347 (368 amino acids)
Biological process (GO): purine nucleotide biosynthetic process; 5-phosphoribose 1-diphosphate biosynthetic process
Cellular component (GO): cytoplasm; ribose phosphate diphosphokinase complex
Molecular function (GO): magnesium ion binding; ribose phosphate diphosphokinase activity
Source: RefSeq, a predicted model, not a curated record